ACGAUCCGAGUCUCCCUCAGCGGUUCUCCAGGUUCUUGGCGCCAACACGAGCCCCGGGCUCCGUCCCCUGCUGGAACUAUUCAGACGCGCAAGACACGUAACCAGCAGUCCUCCGCCCCGUUAAAUAGUCCUGCCUAGGAUGCCUCGGUGACGCACUUUUCCACCUCAGAAGUCCCUCAGCAGAUAUGCUAUGAGCCUCGGAGGUGCAUCAUCUUUCUGUUCAAAUGGGAGUAUGGGUUUUCUGAUCAUUUUCCCUUCACAGAUUCCUCCGCCAGAAAUCUUACUCGCGGCGUCUUCAUUUCCGGGUCCGCCAUUUCCUUGCCUCUGUUUCUCCACGAGGGGGGGUUAAAGGCCCCCAAAACAUGCACACAUGAAAAGGGCAAAAAGUAACCGUCCUUGACAGGCAGUCUUAACUAGAGAAGGAAACGGGACUAAACUGGCGGGCUCCGUGGAAGCGCGGCCGGCAGCGUCCCGGACGAGGAGAUGUCUUUGGUGGACUUGGGAAAGAGGUUGCUAGAGGCAGCAAGAAAAGGCCAAGAUGAUGAAGUGAGAACAUUGAUGGCAAACGGCGCCCCAUUCACCACAGACUGGCUUGGAACAUCACCCCUCCACCUUGCAGCUCAGUAUGGUCAUUAUUCCACAGCAGAAGUACUCCUUCGAGCAGGUGUUAGCAGGGAUGCCCGGACUAAAGUAGACAGGACCCCCUUGCACAUGGCUGCUGCGGAUGGACAUGUACACAUCGUGGAACUGCUUGUUCGGAAUGGUGCAGAUGUGAAUGCCAAGGACAUGCUGAAGAUGACAGCUUUGCAUUGGGCCACAGAGCGCCACCAUCGAGAUGUUGUAGAGUUACUUAUCAAAUAUGGAGCUGAUGUCCAUGCUUUCAGCAAAUUUGAUAAAUCUGCCUUUGACAUAGCUCUGGAGAAAAACAAUGCUGAGAUUUUGGUCAUCCUCCAGGAAGCAAUGCAGAAUCAGGUGAAUGUUAAUCCAGAGAGAGCCAACCCUGUGACUGACCCUGUGACUAUGGCUGCUCCAUUCAUCUUCACAUCGAGAGAGGUUGUUAACCUCACAAGCCUUGUUUCUUCAACCAACACCAAAACAACCUCAGGUGACCCCCAUACCUCAACAGUACAGUUUUCAAAUUCUGCCACCUCAGUGCUGGCUACCCUUGCAGCUCUUGCUGAGCCAUCUGUCCCCUUCUCCAACUCACACAGAGCCACAGCCAAUUCAGAGGAAAUUAUAGAGGGAAAUUCCAUUGACUCAUCAAUCCAGCAAGUAAUGGGGAGUGGAGGCCAGAGGGUCAUCACCAUAGUAACUGAUGGAGUCCCUCUGGGUAAUAUCCAAACUUCAAUCCCUACUGGAGGCAUUGGCCAGCCAUUUAUUGUAACUAUGCAAGAUGGACAGCAAGUUCUAACUGUACCUGCUGGUCAGGUUGCAGAGGAGACUGUAAUUAAAGAGGAAGAAGAAGAGAAGUUGCCACUAACAAAGAAACCAAGGAUAGGAGAGAUGACAAACAGUGUGGAGGAAAGCAAGGAAGGCAGUGAAAGAGAGCUACUACAGCAACAACUCCUGGAGGCCAAUCGAAGAGCCCAGGAAUACCGACACCAGCUCCUAAAGAAAGAGCAGGAAGCAGAACAGUACCGUCUUAAGCUGGAGGCCAUAGCCCGACAGCAGCCCAGUGGAGUUGAUUUUACCAUGGUUGAAGAGGUGGCUGAGGUAAAUGCUGUAGUAGUCACAGAGGGGGAGCUGGAAGAGAGAGAGACACAAGUGACUGGGUCUGCAGGGACCACAGAGCCUCACACUAGAGUUUCCAUGGAAACUGUUUCAUCUUAAUAUGCAAGGGCCACAAUUUGCACUGUGUUCAUAUUAGUCCUCUUUUAAAAAAGAAAAUAUACAGAAGACAAACAUUGCAUAAAAACUAAGAGUGUCUUUAAGAAGAAAACUAUAGCAGGGUGCAACGCUUGGGCUCAGGAAGGUUCUCUGUGCAAUUGGAAAAUUCAAAGCCAUAUUUAGGGAACAUUUCUUCUGAGGGGCCAAAAGAAUAAGGACCAAAUUUCUUAGCUCACAUCAUUGCUUUAAGCAUAGAAGUAAAAGAAUACUGCAUGCUGUGGGUUGAUUUUUUUUUUUUAAUAACUAACUUUCUCACAGAAGAUUUUAAGAUAACAUUUCUAAUAUAUAUGCACCAAUAUAUAUGCCUUUAAUAAUUA
Molecule: messenger RNA, 2204 nt
Organism: Mandrillus leucophaeus (drill)
Lineage: Eukaryota; Metazoa; Chordata; Mammalia; Primates; Cercopithecidae
Gene: GABPB2
Product: GA binding protein transcription factor, beta subunit 2
Exons: 9
Coding region: 484-1830 (448 amino acids)
Biological process (GO): positive regulation of transcription by RNA polymerase II
Cellular component (GO): nucleus
Molecular function (GO): transcription cis-regulatory region binding; protein binding
Source: RefSeq, a predicted model, not a curated record